This is a messenger RNA of Maudiozyma saulgeensis, 2253 nucleotides long. Lineage: Eukaryota; Fungi; Ascomycota; Saccharomycetes; Saccharomycetales; Saccharomycetaceae. The record is from the annotation of a GenBank genome assembly.
AUGGUAUCUGACGGUUACACUUUGCUAUCAGCAUUUCAGUCCUGUUUGUUUUAUGAUAUAAAUAAAGCUCCCGAUGAAAGUAGUUCUUUGCUAUACACAACAGGUACCAUCAUCGAAGACCACCCAAAUGAUACACUAAAAGGAUUGCUCAAGAAACACAAUAUUUCAUUUGAAAGCUCCAACUUUGCAUAUGUUUUACCGAAUGAUCUCAAUAAUGAUGAGGUAACCCUUGUACAUAACACUGAACAAAAAAUUAUUUCAAUUGAAGGUAUUACGGCUGAUAGUGAAUUUCAAUCAUACGUCUCCGAAGAUAUUGUAAAUACCCUUUUACUCCAAUCGAUAGGUGAAGAUAAACCUGAUAUUGAAGAGUUCUUCAAGGAUGAUUCUAAUGGAUUUGCUUCAGUUUUGGAUGAUAUGGCUACUCACUUUAAAGUACAUAUAAUUAUCACUUAUAAAUUAAUAUCUGAUUCAUUAGAGAUAAAUACUAGAUUAAUUGGUACUUCUGAAAAUAUUAUCCUUGGCAAGCAUCAAAUAUAUGCAUUCUUUGAUUUGUUCGUGAACAGAUUUGACAAAAACGAAAAUUAUAUGGUAGACUAUCUAGAUAUAGAGACAUUAUCAUUCUUACCAUUCUUACAUGAUGAACAAAAUUCGAAAUUUAUUAAUAAUCAUCUCUCUACGUCUAUCUUUGUGCCAGAGAUUACACAAUAUAAUAAUAUAUCUUCACCACGACAAAUAAUCUUGACAGGUGAGAUACAUGGACAAUUAUUAAAGACAAAGAAGAUUAUUCAACAAAGGUUGCAGUAUUUAAGCACAUCAAUAUUUUAUAAAAAAAUUUGCAACAUCUCAAGUGCUAAAUUAUUUUUCCUAAAGAAUUUUUGUCAAGUAGAUACUGUUUCAUUUAUGAUUCAAAACCAUUGUUUUAUUAAUCUAACUGAGAAUUCUAUUGAAUUCCAAGCAUUUUCACCUAUUAUCUUAAAUACAGUCAUUAAACAGUUUACAUUAAAAUUUUUGCAAGAACUUGUAGAAGUAUCAUUUAUAAUGAACGAAAAUACCAACUAUAAUACAAUAAUAAAGGACCUUAACAAAAAAAAAUUAUUCAAAGGCCAGUAUGUUGUCAUGGAAUCGAGCACCUCUGAGGAGAGAAUGAUUCUUUGUGUUAGACACGGUGCAUUAACUAAGUAUCUAGAAGAUACAACUACUAAUGGAGAUUGUGCGGUUGUAUUUGAAGAUGAUGCAAUUAAACAAUUUAGGCUAUCAUUCGAAGUUAAUUCCGAAUACGAAGAUUUUAUUUGUGGGAAAAAGAAUGGUAAAUUAACCAGAAUAAUUGAAAAUGUGAAAUCUAUCAUUGAAUUAUCAAAUAAUAGUAAGUCAUCUCAAAAUAAUGGUGAUGAUACAAUGAACUUAACAGUCAUAAGUAGUACUUUUAAGGACUUCAAAAAUUCCAUGAAAAAUAUUAUUAAUGAAUUACCAGCCGAAGAAUCAUUUUUUAUUCCAGAAGUAUAUCAUAGACCUAUUAUUGGAGCUGGUGGUACUAUAGUUCAAACAAUCAUGAGAAAGCAUAAUGUCUUCAUCCAAUUUUCAAAUAGCUUUUCUUUACCGCAAAACAAUUUCGGGAUCACAAGAUAUCAUAAUGUCAUUAUCCGCUGUCCAACAAAGAAUGAACAGAAUAUUAGAUUUGCAAAGGAUGAAAUAUUGAAGCUAGUAGAUGAUUUCAACUAUAUGCAAAUUACUGAAUCUUUGAAUCUGACAAAUAACAGAUUUGAAAGCAUUAUUUUAGCAUCUGCCGAUAAUACCAAUUUGAAUAAAUUAAUACAGUUUGAAAGGAAAUAUAAUGUAUUUAUUGAUUUCCCAAGUGACCUAUCAAAAAGUGACAACGAGCCUGUACUUCUCAAAAUUAUCGGUAAUGAUGUUGCAAGUACUCUAGAAGCUAUCGAUGAUAUAACCAAUGAUCCAUCGGAAUGGUGUAGAGAAUUGACUUUAAAAAUAUCCUCAAAUUUUAAAACUUAUUCUCAAAAAAAGAACAACGUAGCGAAACUUUACAAUGAGGUUAUUAUCCCCUUAGAGGAAGUAUUUAAUGAAGUCUUUAUUAGUUUCAGUCGGUUGAAUUCUGUUAUUGCGAUUGCAUAUAAUGGUGAUUCAUCCGUUAACCCUAAGGAUAAUAUAAACAAGAUUGUUGAUUUUAUCACCUCCUAUUUGAUUGAACAAGGGAUGACAAUCAUUAAUAAGAGUCAGGCUCCUGAUACUGUUGAAUAA